Messenger RNA from Doryrhamphus excisus (bluestripe pipefish), 1438 nucleotides. The record is from RefSeq and is a predicted model, not a curated record. Lineage: Eukaryota; Metazoa; Chordata; Actinopteri; Syngnathiformes; Syngnathidae.
UCUCUCUGAGUAGCCUGUACGCCUGCUAGCAUUAGCGCUUCAAUUGCUUUAUUCAGUUACACUCCGCACCUGAAGGGGGAGCCUGGGUGCCAAAAACACUAUUAUCCCAGCAAUUUCCAUUUUCUUGAUGUAAUAUGUUUAUGAUUUAUCAUCUUGGUCAAAUUUAAGCGCUUUCAUGUGACGGUUUGAUAAGGCAAUCAUAAUGUUUUAUGACGGCUAGCCGGGGUUUAUAUCAGUGCUAUCAGGCUCCUGAAGCGAGGACGUGGGGGGGGGGCAAAGUGGAUGAGUCACACCGGCUCAAUAACGUACGGCUGAUCCCUGACAUCGACGAGUCGUCCAUAAAGACCACGGAGACUCCCGGGAGCAGUCAAACAGACCGACAGACAGACGCUCCUCUGAAACGUGAUGCUCAGCGACUUGACAGCCGCCCGUGGGCGCUGAUGAGAUUAUCCCAGUGUGUCAACAUGGCGGUUUCCGUCUGUCCCUCCCCCCGGGGCAGGGACCCACCUUGACCACCUGUAUAUAAAGCGGAUCCCGACCGGACUUCAGCAUCGGCUUCCGUGAAACGGUCUCAACAACCGCAAUGGAUCUCACCAGCGUCUUUUUCCUCCUUCUGCUACAGAUCGUCACCUUUUGCCGUGCACAGUCGGGCUGGGAGCAGGCCAUCGAUAACGAGAACCGGAUGGACGCGGCCGGCAAGGACACCAUCACAGACACCAUCCUCAAGAUGAACAAAGGUGCUUUGCAGAGACUGAUGGAGGGAGACCUGCUGCUUCCCACAACGAGGACCGCCAUGAAGUGCUUGGGCGACCCGUACAGUUGCCUGUGGCCAAAAUCUCGCAACGGCAAAGUGAAAGUCCCGGUGGCCAUAUCCGACAAAUACGAUGCUGGCGAGAAGAGCACCAUUGUGAAGGCUCUCCAAGAGAUGGAGGCCAAAACCUGCAUCCGCUUCAUUCGGCGAACCCGCCAGCGAGUUCACAUCAGCAUCGAGCCGAAUUACGGGUGUUUCUCCAUGUUGGGCCGCCUGGGGGACAAGCAGGUGGUCUCCCUGCAGCGCUUUGGCUGCGUCCAGCACGGCAUCAUCCUGCACGAGAUGAUGCACGCUUUAGGCUUCUUCCACGAACACACACGCAGCGACCGCGACGACUACGUGCGUAUCGAGUGGGAGAACGUCCAGAAGCUUCACAGACACAACUUCCAAAAGCAGGACACCAACAACCUGAACCUCCCCUACGACUACGCAUCUUUGCUGCACUACGGAAGGACAGCCUUUGGGAAAAAACAGACCCAAACCAUCAUCCCCAUCCCGGAUGAGUCGGUAGAAAUCGGCCAAAGGAACCAUCUCUCCGACCUGGACGUUGUCCGGAUAAACCGCCUGUACCAGUGCAAGAAUUACCCGCACUAGAAUGUUCUUUUUCUGUCAGUCUCAAUUAAAGAA